Messenger RNA from Thlaspi arvense, 1407 nucleotides. The record is from the annotation of a GenBank genome assembly. NCBI's taxonomy places the organism in Eukaryota, Viridiplantae, Streptophyta, Magnoliopsida, Brassicales, Brassicaceae.
AUGAGAAAUGCAGAGCUCAUCUUCAUCCCAACACCAACCGUUGGUCAUCUUGUUCCGGUUCUUGAGUUUGCUAAGCGUCUCAUUGACCAAGAUGAUAGGAUCCGUAUCACCAUCGUUCUGAUGAAGCUACAAGGUCAGUCUCAUCUGGAUACUUACGUUAAGUCGAUUGCCUCCUCGCAGCCCUUUGUUAGAUUCAUUGAUGUCCCUGAGUUAGAAGAGAAACCAACACUUGUUGCUCAGUCUGUGGAAGCUUUUGUGUACGAUUUUGUUGAGAAAAACAUCCCUCUUGUGAGAAAUAUAGUCAAUGGUAUCUUAUCUUCUCCUGCAUCGGAUGGAGUCACUGUCAAGGGUAUAGUUGCUGAUUUUUUCUGUCUCCCCAUGAUUGACGUUGCGAUACAUGUAAAUCUUCCUUUUCAUGUGUUCUUGACUACAAAUUCCGGGUUCCUAGCUAUGAUGCAGUAUCUAGCAGAUCGUCAUAGCAAAGAUUCCUCUGUUUUUGUCAGAAACUCUGAAGAAGUAUUGUCGAUUCCUGGCUUUGUAAACCCUGUUCCAGUCAAAGUUCUGCCAUCAGCUCUGUUUAUCGAAGAUGGUUAUGAUGCUUUCGUUAAACUGGCCAUCUUGUUUACCAAGGCCAAUGGAAUCCUAGUGAAUAGCUCCUUUGACAUUGAGCCUUACUCUGUGAACCAUUUUCUUAAAGAACAGAGUUACCCUUCUGUCUAUGCUGUUGGACCGAUGUUUGACUUGAAGGCUCAUCCUCAUCCAGAUCAGGACCUUGCCCGUCGCGACGAGUUGAUGAAAUGGCUUGAUGAUCAGCCGGACGCAUCGGUUGUGUUCAUUUGCUUUGGGAGUAUGGGCAGGUUAAGAGGUCCUCUAGUGAAGGAAAUAGCAAAUGGACUUGAGAUUUGCCAGUACAGAUUCCUCUGGUCACUCCGCACUGAAGAAGGUAGCUCAAACGAUGAUGUUUUGCCAGAGGAAUUCCUCGACCGUGUCGGUGACCGAGGAAUGAUAUGCGGUUGGUCUCCUCAGGUGGAGAUAUUAGCUCAUAAGUCAGUGGGAGGUUUUGUUUCUCACUGCGGAUGGAACUCAAUAGUAGAGAGUUUGUGGUUUGGUGUGCCGAUUGUGACAUGGCCGUUGUAUGCAGAGCAACAGCUCAAUGCGUUUCUGAUGGUGAAGGAACUGAAGCUCGCAGUGGAGAUGAAGCUUGAUUACAGGAUGCAUAGCGAUGAGGUUGUAAGUGCAAACGAGAUGGAGACAGCGAUUCGUUGUGUAAUGAACAAGGAUAAUGAUUUGGUGAGGAAGGGGUUGAUGGAUGUCUCUCAGAUGGCGAGGAAAGCUGCGUUGAAUGGUGGAUCUUCGUAUUUGGCUACUGUGAAAUUCAUACAGGACGUGAUAGGAACCAAACCUUAG